Molecule: messenger RNA, 576 nt
Organism: Nerophis lumbriciformis (worm pipefish)
Lineage: Eukaryota; Metazoa; Chordata; Actinopteri; Syngnathiformes; Syngnathidae
Source: RefSeq, a predicted model, not a curated record
AUGGGGAAACAGAACAGCAAGCUGACCCCCGAGGUGAUGGAAGAUCUGGUGAAGAACACAGAAUUCAAUGAACAUGAGCUGAAGCAGUGGUACAAGGGCUUCCUGAAGGACUGUCCAACUGGACGCCUUAACCUUGAUGAGUUCCAGCAGCUCUAUGUGAAGUUCUUCCCUUAUGGUGACGCAUCAAAGUUCGCCCAGCAUGCGUUCAGGACUUUUGACAAGAAUGGCGAUGGCACCAUCGACUUCAGAGAGUUUAUCUGUGCAUUGUCCAUCACAUCGCGGGGUAGUUUUGAGCAGAAGCUCAACUGGGCCUUUAACAUGUAUGACUUGGAUGGAGAUGGCAAGAUAACCCGGGUGGAGAUGCUGGAAAUCAUUGAGGCAAUCUACAAGAUGGUCGGCACUGUGAUCAUGAUGAAAAUGAACGAGGACGGGCUGACGCCCGAGCAGCGGGUGGACAAGAUCUUUUCCAAGAUGGAUAAGAACAACGACGAUCAGAUCUCACUGGAUGAGUUCAAAGAGGCGGCCAAGAGCGACCCUUCCAUUGUAUUACUCCUGCAGUGUGACCUCCAGAAAUAA